Closterium sp. Naga37s-1 is the source of this 1719-nucleotide messenger RNA. NCBI's taxonomy places the organism in Eukaryota, Viridiplantae, Streptophyta, Zygnematophyceae, Desmidiales, Closteriaceae. The record is from the annotation of a GenBank genome assembly.
AUGCAGUGCGUACCAGGCGUCAUUCCGUACGCCAUAGGUAGCCGUUCUUACGAGCGAGCCGCGCAGUUCGCUAAGGAGGUCGGCAUGGCUGGCGACGCCGCGAUUUACGGCAGCUACGCUGACGUCAUUGCGGACCCGUUAGUGGACGCCGUUUACAUCCCGCUGCCGACUGCGCUCCACGUGGAGUGGGUGCACCACCUUACCAUGCCAGACGAGGAAUCAGGAGAAGCUCCUGCUUCUCCUCGCAAUGGACUUUCUGUGCUCGGGGUUUUCCCCCGCCUGGGCAAAGCUUAUGCCACUCCUGUCAACGAACCUCCUCGCCCCGAAUCACCAGUCCGUUCAGUCGGCAUGGUAUAUGCGUGGGGCGCACCGAGCUCGCCGACUGUCAUGGAGCCACACCCGUCCGUGACUCUUGUGCCUGGUGGUGACGAGGGCCCUUCAAACCGCGGCGAGAGCACUCCGUCAACGGUGAAUAGCGCUCCUGCCAAGCGUCCUCGCACCGGUGGUGUGAAAUACACCCAGCAGCUUCUGUGGGGUGCAAAGCCCCCACGCCAACCACCAAGUCCUCCUCGUGCAGCACCGCUUGUGAAUGCUGAUGAGGAGUUACCCAAAUCGGAUGCUGACGCUGAGUAUGCAAUCAUGAAACACCGUUUUGAUUCUGACUGGGCAUCCCGUUUUCCGUGGCUUCGUUUGCAUCGCACGAAAGCAGGCCGCCCCUCGUUGAAGUGCAACGUCUACAUGCUGCAUGGCGAUCCCUCUGCCAACACGACGUACGGCGUCAAGGGCGAGGGUGGCCGCGAUCUUCAGCUUGGCAGCAUGCGCGCCCAUGUUGCGACUCGGGCGCACAAGGCCGCCUUGAAGGUGGAAGCUGAGGCUGAGGCGCGUCGUGAGCGUCAACUCACUCUGACGCGUUGGCAAGCCACGGACGCAUCAACACGUCACAUAAUCCGCUGUCUGCACAUCGCCAUGUUCAUCUGUAAGGCGGAUGCUCCAAUCGCCCUGUUUGUUCCUCUCUGCUGGUUCCUAGCCAGAGAGGGACUACCCGAUCUUCCGCCCACUGGUGGCUACGGCGCGUACUAUACGGAUGAAGCUCUGGCGGCGAAAGAUGCUGCGACUGCGGUGAAGGAACUCAACAUGGUCGACGACGUCGUGCGCGGGUUUGCCUCCCUUCUUUCCAACAGCAACGUCCAGCACGCGCGUUUCAUGAAUCUACAGCUCACCUUCUGUCAAACCAACCUUGAAACAAGGAUGCGCCUGACCCAACGCUACCUCCGUGUCCCCGAGGGACACACAUUCGGUCAUGGCGACAAGAUGCAUCUGCCUGCCUUCAUCCGUGCACAUGGGAAGUCGGACCCGGACAAGCGGAAGAUGAAGGUGGAAGGGGUCGAUAGAGAUGGGACCCCAUCCUCUCAUGAGUUCGUGCUCCACGAGCGACCUCUGGCCGAUGAAGACCCAGGCGGUGAAGACCCAGACGGUGACGCGACAGCAGGUGACGCGACAGCAUGCAACGAGCUGUCGACCAAGUUUGUGCGGGAGGUUGUGAAGCAGCUUGAGAAGCGGCUGAGAGAUCUGUCUCACCUCGAUGGCUCGAAGCUCUUUUUGUCAUCGAAGUACCUUCUCGACGAUGACAAGCGUGUCGCGGCGUUCAAGCGCUGGCUGAAGCAGCUCCAUGUGCUCUUCCGCGAGACCCUGCCCGGUUUGUGCCCGUUGAUUCUGUGA